AUGAGCUAUGGUGACAGCAAAGCAGUCUUCAAAAGGCGACGCGAGGAGAUUGGAUUUGAGUCAGAGGUGAUAGAGCAAAUCACCAAUCAUGGACUUGACACCAUGGCGAAGUUUGCAUUUGCAUGUCAUUUUUCACCUGGUAGUACAGAUGAGGCGCCCCUGAUCCAGCUGGCAAAGGAGAUAAUGAAACGUGCACCUUCAACGGUAGAGAUGUCUUGUGUUAGACGCCUUUUCAGUGAAAGCUAUGCCAAUGUUGCUGCAGACAUCAAAAAUUCUGUUGAGGCAACGGAUGACAUGCCGACCCGUAGGCUUGCACCAGCAGAAAGAGCAGAACGUUUGCGUCUGCAACAGCAACGCCUUUCAGGUGUCAACAUCUCAGGACCCUACGAGCCUGGAGACGCAUUAGUGGAUCGAUGCAUAGCAAUGUAUGAUGCUGACCGCAUUCAAUUCAUACCAUGGGAUGUUUGCACCAGCCGAGAACAUGAGAUAUUGCAAGGAUCGAAGAAAGAUCAAACCCUGACCUUUGACUCGACAGGUGUCCUCAAGCUCCACAAGCAGUCUCGUGUUGAGCCUUGCAGCACUGCCACAGAAAUUCAGGUCCGUUAUUGCUUGACUCGGAGAGCACUGGCCUUGGAGCAAGCCAACAUAGUCAGUUUCCAAAAUAUGGAAUCAUGGUCAGAAAAGAUGAUGCAAUCACGUUUGGAUGAGCCUCCUCCGAACUAUAUCAAAACUACCAUGAAACAACUGGAGUCUGCUGACAGAAAACUGUUUCUCCUCAUUAGUGAAAAGACGAGGGAGGGCAUCAAGUGCAACGCCAAAGGACGCCCAGUUGACGAUGUUUUCAAAGAGAGCAUGGAAAGUUCAGAGGUGAUGUCAUUGUUACAACCACGACCUGGAGGCAGCAGUGCAGGACCCAGACCAGCCGAAGCUCAACCAGAAGGAGGCCCACAGAUCGACGUCGAGAUGGAGGCAACUCGACAGAAUUCAAAUUUUUGCGAACAUGUAGAAGAGCCGGCCACGGAUCCUUUGCAGAGUCAAAACUGUGAGCAGAGCGACGUUUUUGCUGGCUUGUUGAAUGAUUUGCAGAUCCCUGAGGGAUCCCGAACACCCGUUUUUGUGGAAUUAUGUGCAGGACGCAUCGCUAUCUUGACGGACUGGGCAAGACGUGCAAAAGCGCUGAGUGAUCUGGAAAAUCAAUUGAAGUCCAACAUGAAUCCCAACGUGGCAAAAAUCAUGGCACCUAAGCGCAUUUUGCUCAUGAGAUCCAUUGCAAUUGACAUGGAAUGCGAUUGGUUGCCCGUUCGAAGAUUCGGAGUGUUGCAGAAAGACAAACUCCGUCCUAUCGACGACUUCAAGGAAAACCAUGUGAACAAAACAUUUGCCAGCUCCGAGCGGUUGGAGUUGAGGACCAUGGACCACACUUUGUGGUCCCUCUUCACAGUCCUGAAGUUUCUGCUGUUUGACGGACGUUUGGAUUUCACACUCAGCUCAGGGGAACGUUUGUGUGGCGAGGUUCACCCAGCCUGGAAAAGUGUUGAACCGAACUUCAAAACUUCCUGCAUAGAUCUCAAGUCGGCAUACAAACAACUUCCACUGAAUGAAGACAACUACAAAGAUUCAGUGGUGACCAUUUGGAAUCCUGACAAGAAAUGUGUUGAAUGUUUUAUUAUGAAAGUGCUCCCCUUCGGAGCUGCAGCGAGCGUCCAUCACUUCCUGCGUGUCAGCAACUUCCUGCAAGCAGUGUGCAGGUACAUGGGAUUACUUUGGUCUGCUUUCUUCGACGAUUUUGUGUUGCUCAGCCAUGUGAUGCAUGAAUCCAGCACCAUGACGACGGCCCUCAGCCUUUUCGACAUUUUGGGUUUUCAAUACAGCAAAGACAAGUUGCAACCUUUCAAAGACAAAACUGAAAUGCUGGGUGUUGAACUAGACCUGUCGGCAGUGAAAACCGGCACCAUCAAAGUGAGAAACAAAGCUUCACGAACGAGCGAGCUUUCUGAAAUCCUGGAGCGAAUCUUGAAACAGAAGAAGGUGAUAAUCAAGGAAACAAUUGGUAUCAGUCCCAAAACCAAACCCUUCUUACUGUUCACCGACGGCUCUUUGGAAUAUGACGAACUGGACAGACCCAUUGCAGGAAUUGGAGCCGUUCUCAUGUGCCCCGACAAUACAAAUUUUGUUUUUGGAACAAAGGUCACAAGUGACACGCUGAAGCUGUGGCAAGUUGAUGGCAAAACGCAUGUUGUGGGAUUGGUGGAGCUGUAUGCUCUUGUUGCUGCUUUUAAGACUUGGGCAAACAUCCUCAAAGGUCAACGUGUCAUUUGCUUCACUGACAGCUGGCCGGUCCUUGACGCGCUGGUCAAAGGAAAUUCACUCGUUGCUGAAUGGAGAGACCUUCUUUUGAUUUUUGAAACUUUGGAUGAACAAAUCGAUGCAAUGCUUUGGAUGGCGCGCGUUGCCUCUAAAUCAAAUCCAGCCGAUGCACCUAGCAGGUUUUCCUUGAAAGAACUGACUUUCCUCAAUGAGCUUGAAAUUUCAGAAGCAGUUUGCCCCAUCACCGGUAAACCUCUUGAAUCUUUUGUAGCGUGGAACUGA
This is a messenger RNA of Cladocopium goreaui, 2589 nucleotides long. Lineage: Eukaryota; Dinophyceae; Suessiales; Symbiodiniaceae. The record is from the annotation of a GenBank genome assembly.